This is a messenger RNA of Neospora caninum, 783 nucleotides long. RefSeq lists its product as hypothetical. The record is from RefSeq and is a predicted model, not a curated record. Lineage: Eukaryota; Apicomplexa; Conoidasida; Eucoccidiorida; Sarcocystidae. The coding region runs from base 1 to 783 and encodes 260 amino acids. The transcript has 3 exons.
AUGAGCCUGGCAAAUUAUGCAGGCGUCGCCACAGGAAAAACGAGAAAAGCGGGACAGCCCCUCUCAGUCAAUAAAGACCUUAGUGGGAACUUGCACCAGCCUCAGAUGCCUGUCCCACUUACUGAGCGAUGCGCAAACCGCCUGACCCUGCUAUUCCUUUUUACUGACCAGCCACCGCACGGCGAGUUGAAGGACCUCCUGAAGUGGCAACGGGAUCUCGAGGCUCACCCGGAGUACUCGGCGCUCGUUUACCCGCCUGGUCCAUCUCGAGCGGCAGGUGCAGGCGGGCGAAGGGAAGACGGGGCUAGCCAACCGUCUGCGAUGUAUUUCAACUUGCAGAGAAACGCGAGAGAAGCCAAGACCCACUUGGGAAAUGAGGAUCUGUACCAAGUGGCGUAUUUAUGCAGCGAAUCUUCUUCCUACUUUCUUCGGUGGCUCAGCCUUCGAUCCAUGAGGCACAUCGCACGCCACUUCGGCCCACAAAUGGAUAGGCAUGCAGCGGUCGGGAACUCCGCGUUUUCUUUGAACGAUUGUGCUCCCUCCUUGUGGGGGGCGUUCCUUGCGCAUGCUGGCGAAGGAGGUCGGAAAAUAGUCGAGGCGACAGGUCUCACUUUCCGGCCGGAAAUGGUUACGACGAUGCUCAUCGAUCGUACGGGCCUCGUCAGGUGGCAUGCAGUUGGAGCGCCCACGGACGAGGCUGUCCAGCUACUCAUAGACGCAAUGAAGGCGCUUCGGCGAGAAGUCCCCGGCGGUGUGCGGAGCAGGACACGUCUGAACUUGUAA